Molecule: messenger RNA, 4868 nt
Organism: Aricia agestis (brown argus)
Lineage: Eukaryota; Metazoa; Arthropoda; Insecta; Lepidoptera; Lycaenidae
Product: leucine-rich repeat neuronal protein 1-like
Exons: 8
Coding region: 358-2469 (703 amino acids)
Cellular component (GO): extracellular matrix
Molecular function (GO): protein binding
Source: RefSeq, a predicted model, not a curated record
CGAUGAGCAUUGAGCUCAGUCACUCGACCGGCUGUGUUGCGGGCGCACGUGUGACGUCAUCACUGUCUUCGUACAUCGACGAACGUUUUCAAAAACUGUUGUGUUCACGUGUACUCUCAAAGGGAUUGAUAUCAAACUGGAUUUUGUGCUCCUUCCAUCCGUAAUAUGUGCAAAAUGUGAUGUGGUCAACGUCUAUGUGUAACGUUGCAAAGUGAACUAAUGUGCUUGAGAAUUGGAAACUAUUCGGGGGCUUAGCUCGUAAUCCGAAUACCUACUUGCUUUAAGAUAUUAUAGCGGGAAUGAUUACGCUGUUUCUGAAAAUAUAUCCUUCCUGAUCCCCAUAUUUUUUAUUCGGAAAUGAUCCAACAACAAACCCGACGGAUAUGUGAGGAGCCGGCAGGCAUCGUGAACAACGGCGGCCGACACAUGUCAAUGGAAAUUCUGAAGCAGCCCAAUCACAAAAUGGAGUUCAGAAUAUUUACGAUGUCCCCGGCUAGCUUCGUCCGGCGGGUCGCCGCGCUCACGCCGACCAACGCUCUCAUUGUCCUGAUGAUAUCCCUGCUGUGCCAGACGAGCGUCGCGGCUCUCGCCAACUGCCCCGGAGGCUGCAGUUGCAACGACGACACCCUGGUCGUGGUGUGCGAGGAGAGCCGGCUGGACGUGCUGCCCAUCGCCCUCAACCCCUCCAUCCAACGACUCAUCAUACGCAACAAUAAAAUCAAAACCAUCGACAGCUCGAUGCAAUUCUACGCUGAACUCCAACACUUGGACCUCUCGCAGAACCAUCUCGUCAAUAUUCCCAGCAAGAGCUUCGCUUUCCAAAGAAAACUACAGGAGUUGCACCUAAAUCACAAUAAACUAUCCUCCGUGAUUAACACUACGUUCCAAGGACUGAAUUCCCUGACUGUUCUCAAUUUGAAGCGCAACUUUCUCGAGGAGCUCACGAAUGGAGUUUUCUCGACGUUACCGAGAUUGGAGGAAUUGAAUUUAGGGCAGAACCGAAUAUCGAAAAUAGAUCCAAGAGCGUUCGCCGGCCUGUCUGCACUUAGAAUAUUAUAUCUAGACGAUAACCAACUGAGUGCCGUGCCGACGGCCUCCUUUAGUCUCCUGGGUAGCUUGGCCGAGCUGCAUAUCGGCUUGAACGCAUUCUCUAAUCUGCCCGAUGACGCUUUCGCUGGACUGAACAGACUAACAGUUUUAGAUUUGAAUGGAGCCGGUCUCUCUAAUAUUAGCGAAAACGCAUUCAGAGGUCUGCCCGGUUUGAGAAGCCUCAACCUCUUUGGAAAUAGAUUGACUACCGUACCGACCCAGCAACUCGCGGGAUUGACGAGAUUAGAAGAGCUGUACAUAGGACAAAACGAUUUCAUCGUGCUCGAAAGUCACUCUUUCAAAGGCUUGAAGAAUCUUAAGCUCUUGGACAUAACUGGCGCUACACAACUAGAACGAGUGGAGAAGGGUGCUUUAGAGGAUAAUAUAAACUUAGAAACUGUUUUGUUCAAUAACAACAAAAAGUUAGCUAUCAUUGAAGAUAGUACUUUUUUAGGCUUACCCAAGCUGCGCCACGUUUCACUGAGGGAUGAUGCUAUCAUUACUCUUAGUGAAACUGUCUUUAUUGGGAAAGAAUUGCGGCAGCUUGAACUGACAGAUAACCCAAUAUUUUGUGACUGCCAACUUCUGUGGCUUCAACAGCUUCUUAACGACAAAUCUAAUUUCACCCAAAUCCAGUGCGCCAACCCAGAACACUUAAAGGAUAAAUACUUAAGAUCUCUAACCGCCGACGACCUGGGAUGCAUCCUCCACGACACGAGGCAGCAAACCAUCAUCUGCAUCGUCGUCGUCGCCUGCGUAGCUGUGAUCGCUACCCUAGUUCUAAUACUCUACAGAUACAGAAAGAGUAUGCAAGAGAAACUCAAAGACUACAAAUGGAACAAGGGGCGUAAAAAUCUCGAAUAUCAUAAGCCCAUCUCGACGGAGGAGGACUGCAUACUAGAGCUUUACGCCUCCCCGAGCGUGUUCUUCAUGUCAGGCGGCCAGGGCUCCGCACGACGGCCGCAGCGCUCGGGAGGCGGCGGCACCAUGCCCGCUAACGGUUUCACGUACAUCGGCAGCGACGGCCGCCACCAGCACCAGCCCCUCACCCUCAACAACGGAGCGCCCGCUCACCACCUCAACAACGGCUCGCUGCGGUCUUUGCCGGACAAGAAGAACAACCGCAACGGGAUCGUCUGCCACCCUGAAAAUUUUCAGCGCAACCUGGACACCCGAUACUCGCGGAAGCAGGAGAACGGCUACAUCAGAAACUCGGAGACGGUGAUAGGCUUCCCCCGCGACCGGGACAGGGAGAGGCAGUACGAGUGCGACGUGCCGGACUACAGUGAGCCCGAGUACUCCAUAAUCCAGGAGAGCGACUACGGCCGGGCGGGCGACUACCCCCGCUCGUGCACCCACUCCAAUACGUUCAACUGUUGAGUACUGAACUCUUUCGACCGUUUGUGAUCUUGUAACUCUAGCAAUAAAUCUUCAUUCCAUUUUUUUCUAUGGAUCGCCGAGUGACGGGACGUACUUAGUGCUUCCGGCCGUCGGCACUCGGCGUGGAUGCGGCGGACGCCAGACCGGUGUGUACUAUCCUUAGAUAUCGAUUCGAUUUAAGAGAGUACCUUAUUUGUAAAUUAUAAAUAUAAUUAGUUACGGAACUAUUUUAGUUGUGUAGUGGGGCGAUCGAAAGUGUGACUUUCGUUUACUACGUAUCGUAUCAUCAUACGACAUCGAUUUGCAGCUAGAAUAUAAAACAAAAUACGACUUUUCGUGUUCCUACUUUAUCAUUCGGUAAAUCAAGUGAAAUACUAUAUCAUGAUGAUACGUACGUAUAUUUCAUACAAUGUACAGGCUAGUCGAGAUAAGUUAAACGGGUGGCUGCGAGUCGGCCCCCUUAAUAUUGUAAGCCUUGUGAUUCGUUAUAUUAUAUUAUCUCCGCCUUUUGGCGGAAUUUGUGUUUGAUUUUGUACAAAUAUCAUUCCAUAAACUUUUUAAAUCUUAUUUUAUUUAUGAAUCAUUAAAGUAAGUACGUUGAUAAGACACCAAUAUAUUGAAAAAUAUUAGGAGUAAAAUGUAAAUAUAUUUAUACUAUAUUGAGAUAUUUAUAAAAUUUAAUAUUCUCGCUCCUCUAAAUCGUAAUUAUUUUAAGUCCUGUGAUGCUAUCGUUUGCUGUCGACUGAUAUCUACUGUUGUCAACUGUCGAUCUCCUGUAGCUGCAGCGAGUCAACAAUCGUAUCGUGUAGGUACUCGAGCACCUCUAAUCGAUCAUGCACCCUCUUUUUAAAAUAUAAUGUAAAGCUCAAUUUUGUAUCACGUCGCUUCGUUUAGUUAGUCGUCUAGCCAAAUUGUGAAGAAUUAGUUUUACUUUGUGUGCGACCGUUUUAAAUAUUUCUUAGCAUGUCACAGCGAUAUGAGUUCAUUGGCAAUAAAGCAAUAUAAAAUGUGAUUAAAAUAUAACUAUUUCAUAUAUGACAUAUAUUUUUGGCAAACAAAAUUAUUAGACUUAGGUACUUACCUAUAGUGGCUGUUGCCGCUUUGGGUUGUCUUAUCUAGUAGGUACCUAAUGUUAUAAAUGGAGAAAUCUAUAACCUCCUUAUCAUCAUACUGAGCAGUAGUACCUGUUUAGUCUAUCGUCCGGUCUUUUGACUACAUUUGGACGCUGUUAAGCUUUGUGUAACAUCCCACAAAAAAUUACGUACGGUAUUGAAUUAUAAAUUCAGUCAUGUUCUUUAGAUAAUAUUUUAGAAUAAGACUGCAUUCAUAACUCAAUAAAACAAAAUUGUGAACACAAAUGCUUAACAGCGUCCAUUUAAUUGUCGAAUAUUAGAACACCUAAAUCGUUCCAUAUCAAAACCAUCCCGUUUUUAAAUUUAAUCUACAAUUUAGAGAUAUAAUAACAUCAGACAUUUUUAAUUCAUUUUUACCAAAUUUCGUCGGCUAAGUGCACGACCGCGCUUAAGCGCUGGCGCGCAAGCCAGAAUAUUUAAAAUUCAGAAGAGAUAAAUUCAGAAAUACUUCAAAAUAAAACAAAAAACCGUUAAUGUAUAACUGGUGGGUUACGGGUAUCAAGCGAGGCCUGUGGAAGCUUUAAAUGGUUGGAUUUUAAUUUACCUUAUUUUAAAGUUCAUGAAAAAAUAAAACCAUAUAUUUUACUUACAUGGGCCUUAUGCUGUUUAAUAAUCUUAAUUUACUAAGUACAUUUGCUGUUAUAAAUUUAUAAUGAAGUAUAAGUUCUUUAUUAAUUAUACACCAACCAAAUGCCGCAUACCUAUUAGUAUUUCCUUAGUUGCUAUUCCUCUACUAAUAUAAUAUUGUGAUAGAGGAAUAGCGACUAAAGAAAUACUAUGUUUUUUUUACCAAUUAUGUUAAUAACACGUGAUACUCUAUUAUACUAACGACCGUACAAAUUAUUAUACCUAUAUUGGAAGGUACGAUGUGCAUAUUAUUUAUUAUUCAUUGCUCACCAAAUAAAAUUACAUUUUAUCUAUGUUUAUUUCUGUUUCAAUGGUUGGUGUUACAUAAUCAAAAUGAUCAGCUAGGUACUACAAACAAUAAUAAUUAUUCUAAAUUCGACAUACGCGGCAACUAUUCUAACUUUAGUCUUUACUUGGAUUCUGGUUUUCUUUUGUAAAUAUUAUGGAGAAUGUUAAGACUAAAGCGAUUAAGAGGGCACUGUCCCGCUGAAUGUAAAAUGCCUAAUGAAGCAUACAAUCGAAUACAUAUUAUGAUAAAAUUGUGAGUAGUUCACGUUAUAAUAGAUCAUUGGUCAUUUCUGUACUUUAUAGUAGUAACCUACAUACAAACUCGAUAAAUAAAACAUACCUCAAACGUUG